AUGGCACGUGUGCGGUUUCUCUCCAGUGUGAAUUCUUUCAUGUGUCACAAGGUGGGCUUUUCCUUUGAAACUCAGUCCACACUGAGAGCAGUGAAUAAGCACAAGCCAUGGAUCGAGAGCUCAUACCACGGCAUCAUCACAGAAAACACAGAUGCGGUUCUGUUGGAUCCUCCUUUAGUGGCUCUGGACAAAGACGCUCCAGUUCCGUAUGCUGGUGAAAUCUGUGGCUUUCACGUGCAGGGGCUCAGCGCUCCGUUCGAGGCUGUGGUUCUGAACCGCACGUCAGGAGAGGGCCGUCUGCGGGCGCGUGGACCGAUCGACUGCGAGCGACAGAGAGAGUUCACCUUCAUCAUUCAAGCUCACGACUGUGGCACGGGACCGGAGGGACACGCAGAGAGGAGAUCACACAAGGCUGUGGUGCAUGUGCAGGUGGGAGAUGUGAACGAGUUUUCCCCCGUGUUCGGUCAGUUGGAGUAUCACGGCUCGGUGACAGAGGGCAAAGUGUAUGACAGUAUUCUGCAGGUGCAGGCAUCAGACCAGGACUGCUCUCCACAAUACAGCCAGAUCUGCAACUACCAGAUCACCUCUCAGGACACAGCCUUCGCUAUAGACCGCAACGGUCACAUCAGGAACACAGAGAGCCUGAGCUUUGAUAAGAAGUCACAUUAUAAAAUCCGUGUGACGGCGUUCGACUGUGGUCAGAAGAGAGCGGCGCAGGACGCUGUCGUACACAUCCACGUCAAGCCCAUCUGCAAGCCUGGAUGGCAGGGCUGGAGCAAGCUCGUUGACUAUGAACCAUUAAUGGGCAGUAAGCUGUUAUUUCCCAAGAUGCACCUGGAGACAUGUGCGGGAUCGGUGUCGUGGAUCAGGACCACAGUGGAGUUGGAGACGAGCGGUGCUGGGAGAGGCUGUGACAGACAGUCUUACUCUGAACGAUCCUUACAGAAGCUCUGCGGAGCUUCAUCAGGCAGCACAGAUCUUCUGCCGGCCUCCAGCAGUGUUUUUAAUUGGACGGUGACUCUUGUGACGGAUGGUGGCCGGGACAGUGACCUCACAUACCGCUUUGAUGGUCGUCAAGCUGCCAAGAUCCCAGACUGGGUCGUCCCGCAGAAUCUAACCCAUCAGUUCACCAUAACCACAUGGAUGAAGCACGGGCCGAGUCCAGGACAGAGAGCCGAGAAAGAAACGCUGCUCUGCAACUCUGACAAAACAGAGAUGAACCGACACCAUUACUCUCUGUAUGUGCAUAACUGCAGGCUGGUUUUCCUGCUGAGGACGGACUACACUCAGACAGACUCCUUCAGACCAGCUGAAUUCCACUGGAAAUUAGAGCAGAUCUGUGAUAAGGAGUGGCAUUAUUACGUCAUCAGCGUUGAUUUCCCAGUGGUGACUCUAUAUGUGGACGGCGUGACCUAUGACCCGUACCUGGUAACAGAUGACUGGCCCAUCCACUCCUCUCAGAUCGACGUGCAGCUCACUGUAGGAGCCUGCUGGCAAGGUGGUGAGGUCUCUAAAGCAAAGUUUACACAGUAUUUCAGAGGUAGUUUGUCUGGACUGAUGAUACGACCAGGAAAGAUUGAAAACCAGAAGAUCAUCUCCUGCCUACAGGCCUGCAAAGAAGGAUUGGACAUCACCUCACUGGAGAGCCUCGGACAGAGGAUAAAGCUGCUGUGUUUCGGGGAGGAUGUGUGUAUUUCUGUCCCUGAUAUUGAGGCAGUUGUCAUGGUAAUGCAGCCUAGUGAACCACGCAUCACAAUCACUGGGGCGGAGCACCUGACCGUCCCCGCCUCUGACCUUGCCCUCGGCCUAUCCCUGUUCAGAGAUUUGCAUAUCAUCAGCACAGUAACAAAAAGCGACGGACAGACAAACACAGAUCACAGGUCAGGUGCAUUGAAGGAAAUCACACAUAAUCUGGACUACUGUGACAUCAUGGUGUUGGGGGAGGAGUUAAGGGCGGGGCUAGAGAGUCUGGAACUGCACCACAGCGCCUUAUUGGGCAAACACCUGGAAUACGUCAUCUCCAGCACUGGCAUGUCUAUAUAUGGUGUGGACUCCAUCUCUCACUACACAGAGGUGAUCGGACAGGUGCGUUAUCAGAGCCGUCAGGCAGUCGAUUCUGUCCGCACCUUCAGACUCACCUGCUCUGAGCUCAGCGGACGUUACACCAGCGAUCAGUAUACGUUACAGGUCAACAUCCUUCACAGCGAGGAAGCUAUUGAACAUGUCAAUCAUGCGAUUGCUCCGCCCAAAUACAUGCAAAUUAUUCAUCCUACAGUCAUAGAAUCUAACAGCUACAGCAUAGUCGUACCUGCCGUUGCUACUGCAGUCAUUGUGCUGUGUAUCGCCGCCCUGCUGGUGGUGCUGCUGAGUGUUUACCUCUUCAACCAACCACAAAACCAAGAGCUCAUUCACACGCACACGCUGCCAGAGAAACAAGCGGACUGUGACGGAUCCUCUCUCUCCAUCACUGUCAACCCUCUGGAGGUACGACAAACCGUCUACAUGCUCAAGCAACACAAGACACCAUAAUGUAAAGAAGCUGCCAAAAUGUUGACGCCUGUCAAACUGUCACAGCAUGCACGAGUCUCUGUGAAAACGAAAACCUUUCUUUAUAGCUGACAGGACA
This is a messenger RNA of Sinocyclocheilus grahami, 2626 nucleotides long. RefSeq names its product calsyntenin-2-like. Gene Ontology annotation, cellular component: cell surface; postsynaptic membrane. Gene Ontology annotation, molecular function: calcium ion binding. NCBI's taxonomy places the organism in Eukaryota, Metazoa, Chordata, Actinopteri, Cypriniformes, Cyprinidae. The record is from RefSeq and is a predicted model, not a curated record. The transcript has 16 exons. Bases 1 to 2529 code for a protein of 842 amino acids. Gene Ontology annotation, biological process: positive regulation of synaptic transmission; positive regulation of synapse assembly; homophilic cell-cell adhesion.